Molecule: messenger RNA, 1073 nt
Organism: Owenia fusiformis
Lineage: Eukaryota; Metazoa; Annelida; Polychaeta; Sabellida; Oweniidae
Source: the annotation of a GenBank genome assembly
GGAAUAUCUCGAGUCAAGACGAUUCGUACAUAGAGAUUUAGCUGCUAGGAACUGCAUGGUGUCUUCUUCGAAGGAGAUUAAGAUAGGGGACUUUGGCCUGUCCAGGGAUAUUUACUCAGACACAUACUAUAUGGAUGAAACUCUGUCUAGACCACUCCCCAUCAGGUGGAUGGCACCAGAGAGUCUUUUAUAUGGCAAAUAUAGCAGCAUGUCUGAUGUGUGGUCAUUUGGAGUGUUAAUGUGGGAAGUGCACACUAGAGGUGGAACGCCGUAUGCCGAUUUAGAAUCGCGCGAAAUCAAGUCCUACGUCAUCAAUGGUCGACGACUAGAGAAGCCGCCACUAACGCAUGAUGACGUGUAUGCUAUUAUGUGGUACUGUUGGGAAAACGACUCCCAUUUCCGACCAACUUUUAAAGAUUUGGUUGAAAUGAUUGGAGCCAUCUUAAACGAAGCUGCACUUCAGCCGUUUGCGAAAGCGCAAACAACACCAGGUAGCUCAAUACCUUUACAACAAUCGACGCAAUCUGCAAAUAAGGCCAAUAAGGGAACCAAGAGUUCAGGGUAGUCAAUAGUGAAAACAGCGAUUUAAUGAGUUUCACGAAGGAUGAGUAAAUGGGCCUGGUGACACAGAACGGGUGAAAUUAGCUAACUUCCAAAUAGAGAGGUGGAUCGACAUAGACAUCAACAUUUGACUGAUAUGCUUUAGUUUUCUUGUCCAAGACUGUACAUACAUCCUCAGCGGGAGAUUAAAUCUUAGAAUUUGAUCAAAGGGAUUGUAAUUUUCCUCGAUUCUCUUAUCUAUGUUACAAUGUGUAUAUUCGUUAUUGUGUCACCGGUAUGUGUUGAUAAACCAAAACUAUGUUUUUUGGAUAUCAGCAUUGAGAAAAAAGUUCAAUAUACCAUUCUACACUGUAUAUUUGUUACAUCCUUCAUAGCAGGGUUAGAAACUCAAACGGAUGUCAGUUUUGAUUAUAUGGUAAUGUUAAUAGGCAGCAAUGUUUUAAACAAUUCGUGGAUAGGGAGGGGGGAGUGACAAGGGGACACUCGGGAGGGGACAUUAUCAAAGUGGUUCA